AUGGGUGGCUUGAAAAUAUUGUGUUCCUACUUAUUGGUGCAGUUGGUUACGGUUGCUGCCGGUGGAGAUUUCAUUGAAUUGCACCAGUACCACCGCAUGCCAAAGCUUUCCGAGCUGGAUGAUUUCGACCAGUGCAUGCAGGAGGCACCGAUUGGCCGGAUUGCCACUUACUGCCUGGUCCGGGUGGCCAUCAAACCGGACAAUAAGUCCGAUCUCUGGCGUACGAUUGAGGAUUUCUCGAGUGAUCGUAAACGACACUUUGAUCAUCGCCAUUUAACGCGUGGGGUUUGCGUGGAACACUGUAAGCAACUGAUACAAGGACUUUCAAACGACUCCAGGAAAGCGUUGCGAGUGCAGAAAUUCGAUAUUGAUUUUCCAUACAUCUUCGAUGUGACAGUUUUCGAAGAUACCCCAGCCGAUCGGGAAAGGUACGGAGACCUGCUUGAUAUUUGUUUGAAUUACAAACUAAAUCACACGCAUCAACUAAAAGCUUACACUGAAAUUGAAGUUUGUAGUAAAAACAAUGAAGCAAUAGAAAAUGAUUGGCUGGACAUCCUGUUUGUGGUCGUACUGCUGUCUGCUAUCGGAAUUACGAUACUUUCCAGCUGGUACGAUAAGAGCAUCAACAUUAAACGAAAUGACAUCCACUAUAAAAUUAAUCUUGAUUCAAGAAAAAAAAUGGUUUGCGUAUCCUUCUCCAUCCUGCGAAAUUGGUACCGGCUGACAUCCCGCUCACAAGAACCACUAAACAAGCAGCUGCGAUUUUUCCAGGCGAUUCGUUACCUUACCAUGAACUUGGUCAUUAUGGGCCAUGCAGCAUUUCUGUUCACUAUUUUUCCAAGUCAGAAUCCUUCUGCACCUGAGAUGAUGUACCACGACAUUGGCACAAUGCUUUUUACGGGCGGUGUUCAGAUAACGCAAACCUUUUUCGUCAUGAGCGGAUUUUUGCUGGCGGUACAAGUCAUGUCGUAUGCUGAUCAGCGCAAGGAGAAACUGGGUCUACUGUUUUUGUUGAAGGCAAUUUUCUACCGAUACAUAAGGCUGACUCCGGUUUAUGCCUUCAUAAUAUUGCUUCAUUCAACAUGGUUGCACAAACUACAGGAUGGACCUGUUUGGAAGCCCGGAGUGGAAACCGAGCGAGCCUUCUGUCGAAGAAAUUGGUGGACCAAUUUGCUGUAUGUUAACAAUUAUGUUAAUGCCAAUCAACCCUGUGUCCAGCAAGGUUGGUACCUUGGGUGCGAUUAUCAGUUAUUUAUUGGCGGAGUUAUCCUGUUGCUUCUGAUCAACAGAUUUCGUAGAUUCACGACAUUUAUCGUUGGAUCAGCAAUUGUAGCGUCUUAUGUAGUGCCAGCAUUGUUUAUCUACUAUCAGAAAUUAGAUGGGGUUUUCAUAGUAACACUUGAGGCCCAGAGAUUCGUUUUGUGGUUCAAUGAGCUGUACCUGAAGGCAUAUAUUCCAUUUCACGUCAACAUCGGUAACUACUUGGCUGGAAUGGUGGUAGGCCUAAUAGUUUUGUAUUUGCAAAAAAGAAACUUAAACAUCGCCCAAAAGAAGUGGUUCCGCUUUCUGUGGUAUCUGAUUUAUCCGGCAGCCAUCGUGACUCUUCUAAUUCACUAUAUUUUCUAUGUAUACGAUUUCGAAAAACCUUCCAUCUGGAUAGCAAUCUAUUUCCCAGUGAUGAAACAUUCUUGGGGAAUAUUCUGUGGUAUUUUCGUUGUAGGUUUCAUAAAUGGCAUCGCACCUACCAUGAGCCGAAUUUUCGACUACCGGCUGUUCGAGCCGCUGGGACGACUCACGUAUGCGGCCUAUUUGUGUCACGUUUUCGUGAUGAGGCUGAUUUUUCUACCUUUCCGCACACCGUUGCACUACAGUUACUCCGGACUGAUAAUAUAUACUUCUGCUUCGGUUAUGUUGUCAUAUAUGAUGGCAGUAUUUUUGUGUAUGCUUUUCGAACUGCCCGUUUCUGCUCUUCAAAAACAGAUGAUGGGACCAUUACAGAGUAAAACUACCAGAGAAGAUGAAUCAGUCAACACCAUGGCCGGUGUCAAAAUCGAAAGCAAUUUAGCUAACAACAAUCCAAUACCACAGCGUCAUGUCUAA
Sabethes cyaneus is the source of this 2100-nucleotide messenger RNA. Its product is annotated as nose resistant to fluoxetine protein 6-like. The record is from RefSeq and is a predicted model, not a curated record. The transcript is spliced from 12 exons. Bases 1 to 2100 code for a protein of 699 amino acids. NCBI's taxonomy places the organism in Eukaryota, Metazoa, Arthropoda, Insecta, Diptera, Culicidae. Gene Ontology annotation, molecular function: acyltransferase activity, transferring groups other than amino-acyl groups.